Messenger RNA from Belonocnema kinseyi, 1277 nucleotides. RefSeq names its product DNA repair protein RAD51 homolog 4-like (gene Rad51D). The transcript has 6 exons. The record is from RefSeq and is a predicted model, not a curated record. The coding region runs from base 256 to 1200 and encodes 314 amino acids. Gene Ontology annotation, cellular component: Rad51B-Rad51C-Rad51D-XRCC2 complex; centrosome; replication fork. Gene Ontology annotation, molecular function: ATP-dependent DNA damage sensor activity; four-way junction DNA binding; single-stranded DNA binding. Gene Ontology annotation, biological process: telomere maintenance; reciprocal meiotic recombination; DNA strand invasion. Lineage: Eukaryota; Metazoa; Arthropoda; Insecta; Hymenoptera; Cynipidae.
AAAUAUUACCGAACGACUUCGCGAAGCUUUCUGGCUUGUAAAUAAUAAGUGAAUGCAUUUAAAAACGAAACUUUAUAGAAACGAGAAAUUAUCAACGCGAUUUUGUUGUCCAUAAUGAAUGACAAUGAAGUUUGAGGAGUUGAGUGGUUGAGCCGUUGAGUUGAAGAGAUCCCGGAUGGGGUAAUUUUAAAACCUUCGAAACUGAGAGAUUAAAUAAUCAGCUGAUCGGUGCAGACGACAUCGGAAGAGACAAAAAUGGCUCGAUUAAGUUCCAAUCGUUAUGAGAUUUUGACGGAUUCUAUCAUGUCUCAACUGCAGAAGAAAGGCAUUUACACAGAUUUUGAUUUUAUGGAAAAGGCGGUAGAUACUUUAGUGAAUGUCAGUGGCUUGUCGUUCAAGACAGUCGUAGACUUAAGGAAGGAAAUUUCGAAAUCUGUCGGUGGAAAAAUAAUUGACGCCUCGAAAUUGAUAGAAGAAGAUUCUACAAAAAUUGUUUCAACAGGAAUAUUUAGUUUAGACAAGUUAUUAAAUGGAGGGCUGCAUUCAAAGCAAUUAUAUGAGAUUUGUGGGGCUUCUUCUUCUGGAAAAACACAAUUGUGUCUCACAAUUGCCACAAAUAUUUCUUUAAGAACAGAAAAAGAUGUGCACUAUAUUGAUACUAAGGGAUAUCUAUCAACUAUUAGAAUGCAAACAAUUUUAAAUGCUCAAAAAUGCAACGACGAGGAAAUUGGCAGAGUGCUGAAUAAAAUGAAAAUAACUGAAGCCAGGAGUAUCCCCGAGUUUUUUUCAAUUGUGCAUAAAUUGACGAAAACUUUAAAAAACGAAUCGAAUACAAGAUUACUAGUGAUUGACUCGUUAGCAGCUUUAUUUUUCCUAUCGACUUCGAAACACGAGACUAUUUAUUUUCUGAGCAACUUGCGAAAUAUGUUGAGAUUUAUUGCAAGUGAAUACAAUAUUUCAAUUAUUACGACAAAUUUAGUAACAUCUUGGAACGAAGAAACUGCAAUUUUUCUCAAGAAUGGUGUGAAUAUUAAAUCCCUGAAACCGACUUUAGGGAAAUUCUGGUUGCGAAUUCCCAAUACCAGGUUGCUGAUAGAUCGCAAAGAAAAUGAGGAGAGACACGUGACUGUUUGGAAAAGUUGUGAUUUACAAAUUGGAACUAGUUGCGCUAUAAAAAUCACUUAUGAUGGCAUAAGUUAACAAAUUUGGUAGAAUCUUCGUAUUUUAUCUUUUCAUUGAAUAAAUAAAAGAGUAUUUUUUUAAUAAAAGUUUUCAAA